AUGACAUCAUUCAUCGCCGAUAGUUCUGCACCAUUCCCUGAUACUCUACUUUAUCAGAACAGCCUACGCCAGCAAAUCAGCUAUCUUGAUAUUCUUCUUCACCAGAGCAGCCAUAAUCAGAAGCUUGCAGCAGCUGCCCGCAGACUAAAUUUCGCAGCUUCGAAUGAAGGAACCCAGCAGCUGAGAAGUUUCUUUCAGACGCGGCACUUGACGUAA
Plasmopara halstedii is the source of this 216-nucleotide messenger RNA. RefSeq lists its product as uncharacterized. The record is from RefSeq and is a predicted model, not a curated record. NCBI's taxonomy places the organism in Eukaryota, Oomycota, Peronosporomycetes, Peronosporales, Peronosporaceae. Bases 1 to 216 code for a protein of 71 amino acids. The transcript has 2 exons.